GCUGUCGAUCAUCAGUGGAUACUCCUGAUAACGAAGAAGAAUGUCGUUCAUCUGGUGGUGUUGUUGUGCUAUGAUUUUAGUGAUUUCUGGCGAGAGCUAUCGGCAGGAUGAUAAGGAAUAUGCGAAGGAUCCGUGGAAGGGAAUACCCAUGGUUUGCUCGGUGGAGGAUCCUAAGAACAUCUCGAUAUCUUGUCAUGGUGUCAGAAUUGUCAAGCGUGUUAUUCAGCAGCUGUUGGAGAGGGCUGCACACGCACCACGCAUUCAAAUCACCGAUGGAAUCAGUAUUAUUCAGCCUAACGAUCGCGACAAGAGGGCCAGAACCAUGAAGAACUCCAUGUUCGGGUUUUUGGAGGGUAGGGAACUCAGGGUGAAACUCCCUUGCUUGCUGCCGGAUAAUUUUGAAAAUGUUGUCAAGGAGAGUUUACCCAGUAGCAGACGUGGCAACGGUGGACUUGGACUUGGAGGUGGCAAAAAGGGAAAUAAUAAUAGCUUCCUAAUUCUUGCUUUGAUGAUGGGGAAAAUGUUGGGUGCCAUGGGUUUUGGUGCACUUGGUCUUCUAGCCAUGAAAGCACUGAUGGUGUCAUCCCUAGCCCUGAUGUUGUCACUGAUCGUGGCAGCUAAGAAAUUCUCAAGCUCCGGUAGCUCCGACGGUGGACAUCACGUUGUUUAUGCCCAGGAAGUCAGCAGUGGUCAUGGGCAUCACACAAAAAGGAGUACCGAUGAUCCAGAGUUCUGGCCGUACAAAGGCUACGCUUAUCUAUCAGCAACCCCCGUAUCAACCUGACGAUAACAAGAGUUUCCAGUGAUUAAAAAAUCACGUGGAACACUCGCGACUCGUGACAUCCAUCAGUGACACCAAACGCCUAAUUUUAAAAUAGUUAAUUCAACUUUUUUAUCUCUUGUGUCUAUUUAUUAAAUCCUCCGAUCCUGAAUAAAUAUAGAU
Fopius arisanus is the source of this 943-nucleotide messenger RNA. RefSeq lists its product as uncharacterized. NCBI's taxonomy places the organism in Eukaryota, Metazoa, Arthropoda, Insecta, Hymenoptera, Braconidae. Gene Ontology annotation, cellular component: membrane. The transcript has 2 exons. The coding region runs from base 41 to 784 and encodes 247 amino acids. The record is from RefSeq and is a predicted model, not a curated record.